This is a messenger RNA of Aureobasidium namibiae CBS 147.97, 1224 nucleotides long. RefSeq lists its product as uncharacterized. Bases 1 to 1224 code for a protein of 407 amino acids. Lineage: Eukaryota; Fungi; Ascomycota; Dothideomycetes; Dothideales; Saccotheciaceae. The transcript has a single exon. The record is from RefSeq and is a predicted model, not a curated record.
AUGGACCCGAGUAAUACUAAGACAUCACUAGAGACAGAGGGUGCGAACGAACGGCCGCACAAUGCCAUCUCAUUCCUGCAUCUUCCACGCGAGCUGCGCGAGAUGGUCUACAAACACAUCCCUCACAACUCUGGAGUCACCACCUACGAUACUAAGCUGGAGCGUAAGAAACCAAACUGGCUAUCAAAAGGCAAAGAGUCUCACCCAACUGGCAGUCUCGAAUUCGAGAACAAGUACGGCAACUCUGGUGUCGCUUUUGGCUCCGAUGAACACUGCUUUGCCAUUCUCUCGACCUGUCGAACCGUCCACGCAGAAGCGAUGCCAAUAAUGUUUGCAGCAACACCAUUGGGCUUCUGGCGACCAAUGUUCAGUGCUUACAAAUAUCCAGCCUUUCUGGAAAAAGCAUUCUCUUCACUGCCCAUGCACGCAAGCAAACACAUACGUGUCAUGCAACUCCAAGGCGAACUCUGGGAUAACAACAUGGUUCGCCUUCUCAACAUGGCUGUCGCCAGGCUUCCUGAUCUUCGGACUCUCCAAGUUUGUUUGGAUAUACCAUACGGCAACUCUCAUGCGCGAAGACAACAGUGGUUCGACGACCCUGCUAUCCAACAGUAUUCCUGGCCUGUGGUUUCUACUUUGCACCUCGUUGCCCAGCGGCUCUCAUCCAUCAGUAUAACAAUCUCGCCACCUUGCGACAUGGUUUGGAUCAACGCCAGUGGUUGGGGCAGAGCGCGGGACAGGCGACCCAAGACUCCCGUCACUGGCGCCGCAUGUCAACAAUUCAUAUGGCUGCAACAUCAACUCUGGAUGCUCCAAUACGAGGUUACCAUCUAUGGAGCUUUGGUUCACGGGAAUGCAGAGGAAGGCAGAAAGUUCUUCGAGAACCUACAACUGCGAAGACUGGAUCUAUUCCAGAUGGGGCUGAACAGGUUGUUGGUGCGCUCGUGUAUCGACGGCACUGUAGAUUUCAAUUUGGAAGAUAAGAAAGAUGGGUUGAGAGAACUCACUGGAAGGUCCUUUGAGGUGGACGAGAAGGAGAAGAGCAUUAUUGUGUUUUCGGGGGAGGAUGCCGAGGUGAAGUGGUGCAACUUCAUCUAUAAGUUGAGGCCGAGAGGAGUGGCUGCCUUGCCAGCUCCAGCCACGUUAUGGUCGCGUAUAGAGGGUUUUACGGCCAGGUGGUCUGGGAGGUCUUCGGACCGUGUUGUACUACCACGACGUGAUUAA